Messenger RNA from Limulus polyphemus (Atlantic horseshoe crab), 5908 nucleotides. Its product is annotated as protein phosphatase 1 regulatory subunit 14C-like. Gene Ontology annotation, biological process: regulation of phosphorylation. NCBI's taxonomy places the organism in Eukaryota, Metazoa, Arthropoda, Merostomata, Xiphosura, Limulidae. Gene Ontology annotation, molecular function: protein serine/threonine phosphatase inhibitor activity. Gene Ontology annotation, cellular component: cytoplasm. The transcript has 6 exons. The record is from RefSeq and is a predicted model, not a curated record. Bases 581 to 994 code for a protein of 137 amino acids.
GUGGGUUUGUUUGGAUGGGUCGUGUUGGCUACCUAGUGUGGAAUUGAGGUCAUUAACACAGUCUAGACGUUGGGUAAGGAAAGUUGAAUGUGACGACCGUGAAGACAAAUAUUGAGUGGAUCAGUAAAGUGAGGUACUAUAUAGAGAACUGUUAUUUUCAUGAAAAAUUUUCAAAGCUACAAAGAAAGGUGUCGCUUGUUUUCUGUACUCACUGCUUCGUUUGGCUUUCAGCCGGUUAUCACCUCUGUCUGCUCUGCUGGAAAUACAGAAGUACCAGCUUAACUAACCCGGCGAUAACGCGGAUCGUCGAAGUUGCAAAGCAGUUCAGAAACCAGUAUAUCAUUAUCACUGUAUCAGAGUACAACCCUGUGGCCUCAAACUUCAAAGUAGCAACGAUCGGAGUCUAGUCUUGUUAGAAAAGUUUUUUACAGUAAGCAUUUCAACCGCACAUUAUUUGCACGUCGCUACCGAGUAGUCCUUUCGCCCGAUACCAGAACUCAUUAGGUCGGCUGAGCUCCUAAAACACAGAGCCAAGUCGAUUGGACUAGAUCCAUUUUUGGAAGCUCCAGACGUUUUUAGUAUGGAAUGUAGUAUAUCAGCCGCUUAUCCUAAACAUCCUUCUGGUGGGUCAAACUUGAAGACCAGCAGUCCGCCCAAAACUGGGCUGCAUGUAAACUUUGAUACUGAGGGGGAGGAGGUGUCCGAGAGGAAGAAAAAAUACCUCACAGCCAAGUAUGGCCAACAUCAGAUGAGUCUGAUCAAGAAGAGACUACGCGUCGAGAUGUGGAUGUACGACCAACUCCAGUCGCUAUACGGGUGUACGGAUGACUCUGACAACCACAGUGUAGAGAUUGAUCUGGAUGAAGUUCUUGAUAUGGACACAGAUAUCACCAGAAGACAAUGGCUUAGGGAAAAAGUAGUAGGUGCCAAAUCUUCAAGAGACACUAUUGAGAAAUUCAUCGAUGAACUUCUACAGCGUGCUAAAACCUUGUGAAUCUGCUGUGUCAGCAGUGAAUCAUUCAGGACAGACAAAAAGAAGAAACAUAUUGUUUGUGUAACCAUUACCAUUCUGUAAGACAAGAUCGUGUUACCAGGACAACUCCUGUAAUGUUUCAUAGAUCAUUGACACCGCCCAUUUCAUCUCAUUAUUGUUUGAAUCAAGCUAGUGGGUAGAUACAUUCUCUCAUCCCAAGUUAUAGUUUUAUUUCUAUACUCUGCAUAAUGCUGAUACCAAAAUGAACUGACCAUCAGUUAUAGUUUUUUUCUGUAUAUUCUUAAUGCUGAUGUCAGUACUUACUGGUUUUUGGUUAUAGUUUUGUUUCUGUAUUCUGCUUAAUGCUGAUGUCAGUACUUACUGGUUUUUGGUUAUAGUUUUGUUUCUGUAUUCUGAUUAAUGCUGAUGUCAGUACUUACUGGUCUUUGGUUAUAGUUUUGUUUCUGUAUUCUGCUUAAUGCUGAUGUCAGUAGUUACUGGCAUUUGGUUAUAGUUUUUUUGGUACACUGCUUAAUGCUGAUGUCAGUACUUAUUGACCUCUGGUUAUAGUUUUGUUUGUAUACAAUGCUUUCCGAUUUUAGUUUAAUACCAUAUGUUAUUGCAGUAUGUUUUAUUUGUGAAAGUGUUAGUAAGUACAGUUCGUUAUUUAGGUUAAAUGAUAAAGAAUUCUAGCUGAAAAGAUGAAAUAUAUUUUUAAAAUUAUUGAUUUACAAACUCAGGUUUUCACUAAUAUUCAAACUGUCUGAGAUUCAAAAAACACAAGUUUGGGAAUAUUAUGUAAAACACAGGUAAUGGUUGUUGUGGUAAGUGUUAAUUAAUAUUUGUGUUUCUGUUUUAGUGGUUUAUCAACUUCUACAUGUGGAACUAUAACAAUGAUAAAUGAUUAAAAUAAAUAUUUAGAAUAAUUACUUUGACAUCAGUGUACAUUACAUUUGGUGAUUUAGUUCUGUAUUUUGUUGCUAUAUAUAUAUAUAUUUGUGAAGAGUGUGUUUGCUGAAACAUUUAAAAGUUAUUUUCACUCUGAGAUUUAACCUUGGCAAUAUUAAGUCACAACAGAUACAAUUUUGUAUACCACUUUGUUUUAUCCUUCAAAAUAUUAUAGUAAUAAAAACCACAUUUUAACAGUCACCUCAAUACUAGUCAUUUACCACUUGAAACAGAAACAUUUUUUUUCUUUCAUUGAAAUGUUGUAAGUUUAGGCAAGUAACAACAUUUGUUAACAAAUACCUUGAAAACAGUUACAUUGUGUGUGUCAUAAAAGUUAAAAUGUUUGUGUGCAUGAACACAUUAAAUUAAGAAUUCUUUAAUAAAUACAAAAUCAGUUCAUGGCCUUUUCAUUAUAUAUUUGUUGUAGUUCAGUAACCAAAACAUAGCUAUAAAGUUUGUUCCAAUUGUAAUGAUUAGUAAGUGUAAUUGUAUAAGUGAGGCAGGAUAUAUAUUUGAUACAAAUAGUUCAUCCAUUGGCUGGUUUUUGUAGAUGUUUUCAAUAGUGUCAUUGAUGUUUAACUUGGUGAAGUACAUGUAUAUGAUUAUCUUGGUGUAUAACUAACAAGAGCUAAAGUUUUCAGUGACCUAGCCAUGCCAGUAUGAUAACUUAGUGCCACAGCAGCUCAAAGUAAACGUACAAUCAUAUUGACAUUUUAUAUGUAGACAUGUAUGUGUGUAUAUAUAUAUAUAUAUCUUGUGUCAGUAGGCCAGGCUUUUCUGUAUGUGUGUUACAGAACAUUCAAAUGCUUAUUUGAUAACAUUGAUUUAUGCCAGAUUGUAUGGGUGCAUAAAAAAAUCAGCUAAUUCUGCUUAAUCAUAUACUGAGAGCUCAGCAUAAAGUGUAACUUCAUCCAUAGCAACAAUAAGGCAGUUAAAAGCCAUUAGAAAUUUUAAUCCUACCAUUGUCUACCAAGUCCAAAAUUUGAAUUGAACAUAAUACAAGCAUCUUCAUCUUUGUCUGCAGCAGAAUGAGGUUACUUAAAAAAUGAUUGUAUAGUGGGGACCUAAAAACCACAAAGGAUAAUAAAAGUAUAUAAAAAAAAAUCAAACAUUGUCAUCCACAAUAUAUUGGCAUAUAUCCAUUCUAUACCUUUUAAGUGAGAUUUUUAUGUACUAAAAUGUGAUUUCCUUUUUUAAUUACUAUACUCUUUAUCAUGCUAGUUUUUGCAUUACUUUAUAUAAUUGAAAGAGAAAAAAAAAGAGGUGCAUGCACUUUUGGUUACUGGUUUUGUACGUGCAUCAUGUGCAUUAAACAACUAGAUAGCACUCCAUUGUGAUACUGAGGCAAAACUAACACACCUAAUUAAAUCUUGACUCUUUAAUGCACCCACCCUCCAAAAUAAACUAUUCACAAGUAUCUUUUUUUGUUCAUUAUAUGGGAUAUAUGUUCAAAAUAUUCCAAACAAUUACAAAAAAUAUACUUGGAUAUAGUUUACUUUGGAAGGAGGGUGCAUAAAGAAUUUUGACUUUGGUUAGAGUAAUUUCCAUGACCUUUGGAUUUUUGACUCCACAGAUAUCCUAUUAUGAAACUAUUUUCAGGAUAAUAAUGGUAAGCCAAUUCAUAUUUGCUAGGGUAUUUAAAGGGAAACUCUAGAAUUAACACAAUGAUAACUCAGAUCUUCAAUACAGAGCAUCUAAAAUAGUUUAACAAAAUUCUCCAUUUAAAUAUGAUGAUAUUUUUUUAAUAUAAUGGCAGAUUAUGGAGGCUGCCUUGUUCCCUUCAUACAGAAAGAUAUGCACAUGUGAUUGGCUUAAUGGCAUGUGCUGCACUUUACUGUUUGCUUCAGAAUUCAGUGACUAGAGGCAGUCCAGGUUCUCAGAAAAAUGCAUAUAUCUAUAGAAAUAUUAAAUAGAAUGUAUGCAGAGAAAUUUGGAAAUUCUGUGGAGCAUUUUCUGUGUUUAAUAUUAGCAGUAAUAAUGGUUUGUUAUAAAAUGUAAAUCACAUACAUGUAGCUUUAUCAAACAAUUUAUGGGUGAAAUACUUUCAAUUUAAUGUAUCAAGCAUUUUUUCAAUAAAUAAAAAUACAGAAAUCUAAUUUAUCCAUACGGUACAAAUAAUUCUGUACAAUUUUGUAAUAAAUAAUAGGCAUCAGAGUAGAAUAAUUUGGUUUACAGAUUAUCAAAAUUACAUUUUCUUGUAUUUCUACUGUUUAUCAUUACAAAAAUAAACUUGCCAUUAUAAAUUAUAUAAGCGAUUUACUGCCUGUACUGCUUAGCUCACCCUCUAGCAGCCACUUUUUUCACAAAAAAUUACUGUAACUGACUUCAUCUGCUUAUUUUGUAUAAAUAAGUAUUCUUUUUUUCUUUAUAUCUGCCUCCACAGUAAAAAAAUUUGCAUUUGCAUCAUUCAUUUAAUACCCUUAUUCUGCUUUUUGUUUUAGUUUACUUUCAAUGCAUAGAUCAAAUAGAGAAAAAAUUGUUUAUCAAUGUUUUCUUUAUAAUCUUACGCAGUCAUGGAGGUGAAUGUAUGUAGAGUAGCAAAGGUCACCACGGGGUUUUUUUAUUUUUUGUUGAUCUACCUGACUUUUCAACAGAUUUUGAACUGAUUCACUUUUUUAAGAUAAAGCUAUUAGUUGUAGUUGGAUCCAAUUGUUCAAUUGCUUGAAUGAGCCUGUUAAUGAUGACAAAGAAAACAAAAAGCAUCCACUUCAGGUGUUAAAGUUACUUGUGCCUGUUUCAAACGAAGCUCCCACCCUUUUUCAAAUCUUUUUUUUAAAGUUAUUUAGACUUUGGUGGUCUAUGUGUAGAAAUUUUAUGUUUUAUCAAACAAUUGCUACUCAAACACUAAAUAUUGUAGCAAAAAUACUUCAACUCCUUUCUCUGUUAAUAGAUGUUAUUAUGUUAGAUAGCAAAUAUAAUGGCUAAAUUACUAGUCAUUAAAGUUUUAAAGGCCAAAUAUGAAGGAUCCAAAUGAUCAUGCAACUAAUUUCCAGAAAGAAAGCACUGAAAUGUGUCAGAUAUUUAAAAUAACAAUAUUUGAGAAGUGUGCAUUUCCUGUUGUUUCUCAGUAGUGCUUUUGUUUAAAGAAAUAUAUCCAGUAAGUUAUUAACAGUUUCAUUGGAUCCUGUAGGUUCUAUGGUUUUUGAGGAAUUCCUUUCUCUGCAGAUUUGGGCUGCCUCAACUUCUGACCUUGUCCUUGUACAGGUCCCACUAGUUCCCAGCCAUAACCUGCUAAAGUACAUGACCAAGUAUAAGAUGUGCGGUUAGACUAACAAUAAGCAUGAUAAAAAGGAUGUUACAUUUUCAUCCCAAACCUCCAUUAGAUCCCAAAACGAAUUUAGAAACAAUUACAAUGACAAAGAAAUGGAUGCAUAACCUAGGAACAAGACACACUAUGAGUACAUUUACUUUUGGUAGGAAUGUGAGGAACAUUUGACCACUAAAUGUUUCAAUGUGGGUUUAUGAGCUAGUUUUAUUGGUGCAAAACUUCAACAGUACCUUGCCAAUACUUUUAAAGCAUCACUUCCUCCACUAAGCCAAGAGAGAGUAGAAUUACUGGAGACAAGGGUGUUUAGACUAUUACAAAACUGCUUGAAAUGUAUGCAUCCAAUUGAUCUACAGUAGGUGAGUAGGCUGUCAAUGUUUGCAUGACAUGAGCUGGAGUACAACCUAACAGCAUACAAAAUACAGUUUAUCUUUUUACUGUUUAUGGACAGGGAAUGUAUUUGAGGUUAAUCUAGUAAAAAAUGAGAUUUUUACCUUCAUUAAAACAAAAAAUUACAUAGCAUAUAAAAUAUAGUAUAUCUUAUUAUUUUUGCAUGGGUAGGGCAGGUAUUUGAACUUUAGCUUACAAAAAAUGAGACUGUCUUAACCAGUUUCUGUGAACAAAGCAAUAAAAUCUUGCCUUGUGUCCAUUCAUAGUUUCUGAUCUUAGCAAAUGUAAAAUUCACAGUACUCCAUUUGAAGAGGGAAAACCCUUGAAAAUUA